AUGACUGAUCAACGUUGCAAUGGUAAUGAAAAUGCUGGUGUGAAUGAAGAACGUAUAUUGCAAUUACUGCAAGAAUUACGACAACGUGAAAGUGAUGACGUAGUGAAGGAAGAUAUACGUAUACUCAAAUGUGUUCUUCAAGAUCUCAUUUCUCGAAAGCAAAAUUAUAAGAAACUAAUAUUUGUUGGUCAACAAGUGCAAGAAAUUCGUAAUUUAAUUGUAAAAUCUGAUGAAAACGGCGAGCGAUUAAUUGUUAUUGGACCAAAAGAUAUAAAAACGAAAUCCCGUGGUCGAAUUCACAUUGGUGAUCAAAUUUUGGCAUUCAAUCAGCAUUUUCUCAGUCCAUUACCAUUAACCGGAAAACCACAAACAAAUCCUGCCUCUCCAAUUUCUUCCACACAGCAUGUUGACUUAAGCGAAAAAAAGAGCAGCAAUGUCGGUAAAAUUAGGAAGGAACAGAGAGAAGAAUUAAAAUCGUUAAAUUAUUUGAAAUUUACGGAAAAAGCUUCAACAAAUACUACUACUACUACUACUGCUAUCAUUACUGGGAAAAAGAGUGGAAAGGAAAGAGAGAGAGAGGAAAGAUCGACAACUGCCUCAGAUUUAGUCUUGACUCAAACGGAUAAUUGCGAUAAUGAUGAUGAUGAUGAUGAUGAUGAUCGUGAAGUGCCUAAGAAAGAUGAAAUAUGGAAAUUUGAUAGUGAGAACGUUACAGCCGUGUUUUCACCAUCAUCUUCUAUUCAAUCAACGACAACAUUAAUAGAUCGGUACGAAAAGCUUAUUGAAAAUUUUAACGAUCAUAAAAAUUUUGUGUACGACAACAACGAAUCAAAAAAUAGCACAUCAAUUAUUGUUGUUACGUUAUUACGUCAAUCACCGCAUAUGGUCUUGACGAGUGAUUGGACCGAGGUACAAAUUAUACACCUCCCAAAUAUUCCCGGUAUUGGAUUAGGUUUUGGUAUUGUUGGUGGUACUUCGAGUGGUGUUGUUGUCAAAACGAUUCUGCCUGGAAGUGUUGCUGAUAAGGAUAAACGUCUACGCCCCGGUGAUCAUAUAUUAAGAAUACGUGGAAUUAACGUUCAUGGGAUGAGUCCACAGCAAAUAGCCACCUUACUUAGGCGACAGGAUACAUUGAUUGAAUUGGUAGUAGGAAGGCCUGCGCUUGCUUCGGACAGCUGUAAAGAUACUAAAGGUUAG
Acanthocheilonema viteae is the source of this 1197-nucleotide messenger RNA. The record is from the annotation of a GenBank genome assembly. NCBI's taxonomy places the organism in Eukaryota, Metazoa, Nematoda, Chromadorea, Rhabditida, Onchocercidae.